Molecule: messenger RNA, 489 nt
Organism: Bemisia tabaci
Lineage: Eukaryota; Metazoa; Arthropoda; Insecta; Hemiptera; Aleyrodidae
Source: RefSeq, a predicted model, not a curated record
AUGGAGAAGGAACAGCCCUCGUUCCUAUCCGCCGAUUGGCACAAAGACGGCUAUUCCGACUGGUGCCACACGCCUAAUCCGGAGAAUUUACGUCGUAUGAUAGCUGAAGCGGAGAAUGUCCUCAAAAAGGAGAUGAGUUCCCCGAGUCCCGAAUCCUCGGGUAUUCCCCAGAAACAGACGCUCCAACGCGAUGACCCGGUCGACGAUGAGGACUCCCUGGAAGGCUUCGACGAAGAGAGCUUCUCCUCGAGCAGUAGGAACAAGCACCAGCGGUGCUGCUGCAGUGCCAAGUUUGAGAAUUCGGACGUCAUGAAGAGAACGAUUUUGAAGUGGGACAGGGAGAGACAGAGGAGUCGAGCUCUCAACGAUGCUUGGGACAAACUCCGCAAAGUCCUCCCUUCGCUCGGCAACGACCGGCGACUUACCCGGCUCGAGGCAGUGCAGAUGGCGAUAAAUUACAUAAGCGCUCUUUACGAUCAGCUUUGGUGA